This is a messenger RNA of Effrenium voratum, 2031 nucleotides long. Lineage: Eukaryota; Dinophyceae; Suessiales; Symbiodiniaceae. The record is from the annotation of a GenBank genome assembly.
AUGAAGGUGGAAAGGCCCUGCCCGCCACCAAAGGAUGACAAGGCCCCACCAGCAUUGCCAGCUGCUCAGUGGACUACAUGGACAUGGCAAGGCUACUACGACGACUCCCGCAAAGCUGCCAAGGGUUUCAUCAAGCUGGGGCUGAAGCGCUUCGAUUCCGUGAGCAUUUGGGGUUUCAACUCCCCCGAGUGGAUGCUGAGCUCCCUGGGCGCUGGCUUUGCAGGGGGGAAGGCUGCCGGGCUUUACCCGACAGACACGGCGGAGACUGCCGCCUUCAAAGUCGUGCACAGCGGCUCCAGCAUCGUGGUGGUCGAAGACAAGAGCAAGUUGGACAGGCUGGUCUCAGCGCUUACGGCUCGCAACGACCCAUCCCCCAUCAAGGUGAAGGCAGUCGUAGCGUACGGCUACGAGCCUCCCGCUGAAGCAAAGGUUGAGGUGAGUGGCCGCUGGGUGCCUGUGAUCAGUUGGGCUUCGCUCAUGGAGCUUGGCGCCAAGGAGAGUGACGAAGAAGUGGAUGCGCGAUGCAAGGAGGUGCAGCCAGGCCAUUGCGCUGCCCUCGUCUACACUUCCGGCACUACAGGGGAGCCCAAGGCGGUGAUGAUUUCGCACGACAACGUUCUCUUUGAAGCCUGCGGCGUCAUCGACAUAGGAAGUAGGCACAUGAAAUUCUGUGCCUUGAAAGAGCAAGAGCGCAUCUUGUCCUACUUGCCGCUGUCGCACAUCGCCGGGUUGAUGGUUGACAUUGCCUUUCCUAUCGCAUCGACUGCAACCACCCCGGCCCACACCACGGUCUUCUUUGCCAGACCAUAUGACCUGAAGCUGGGCAGCCUGAAGGACCGGCUUUGCGUGGCUCGGCCCACCGCCUUUCUGGGAGUGCCCAUGGUGUGGGAGAAGAUCGCAGACAAGCUCCGCGCUUUGGGCGCAUCGAACCCAGGCUGGAAGCAGUCUUUGGCGGCCUGGGCCAAGGACAAAGGCAAGGCUGCCUCAGUGGCCUGCCAGCUCGGGGGCAGUGGUGACCGGCCAUCCGGCUAUGGCCUCGCCAGUAAGCUCGUCUUCUCGAAGAUCAAGGCCAAGCUGGGCCUGGACAAGGUGAAGUUUGGCAUCACGGGGGCUGCGCCCAUCCGCGUAGACACCUUGGAGUACUUUGGGUCCAUUGGUUUGGACAUCAACGAGGUCUACGGCAUGUCCGAGAGCACGGCUGCGGCCACAGUGUCCACAAGUCUGGCACACCAGUGGGGCUCCUGCGGUUUUUCGUUGCCCGGCGUAGAGGUCAAGGCCUUCAAGGUCAAGGACGACUUGAACGACAAGACGGAAUGCCCCCGCGCUCCCGCGCUGGAUGCCAUGGACGAGUCCUUCCAGGGGGAGUUGUGCUUCCGCGGGCGCAGCAUCAUGAUGGGAUACCUGGCGCAGCCUGCCCUUGGCCCGGACCAUGUCAAGGAGAUCGAGAGCAAGACAGCUGCCACCAUCGACAAUGAGGGCUGGUUGCAUUCUGGGGACAAGGGCAUUGUCACCCAGGCGGGCAUGGUGAAGAUCACUGGGCGAUACAAGGAGCUCAUCAUCGGCUCCGGCGGUGAGAACAUUGCGCCGGUUCCAAUCGAAGAUCACAUCAAAGCAUGCUGUGAUGGAAUCAACGAGGUCAUCAUCAUUGGGGACAAGCGCAAGUACAAUGUGGCCCUAAUCACGCUCAAAGCGGUUGGCGCGAAUGGUGAGUCGAAAGGCACCGACCAGCUGGACACUCCGGCGCAAAAAGUGAACCCUUCGGUGAAGACUAUCACCGAGGCUUUGGAGGAUGAACAGUGGAUUAAGACGAUCACCACAGCCAUAAAGAAGACCAAUGACAAUGGCAAGGUUUGCCCCAACAAUGCCUUCAAGAUCCAAAAGUUCAUGAUCCUGCCUACCAACUUCUCGGAGGAAGAGGGCUUCCUGACACCUACCAAGAAAAUGAAGCGGCCCAUUGUGGAAAAGGCCUUUCUCAAGCAGAUCGACGCGAUGUACCAGUCAAGUGAUACCUACGUGCGCUACCAGCCCUGA